Molecule: messenger RNA, 4329 nt
Organism: Physcomitrium patens
Lineage: Eukaryota; Viridiplantae; Streptophyta; Bryopsida; Funariales; Funariaceae
Product: phospholipase D gamma 1
Biological process (GO): phospholipid catabolic process
Cellular component (GO): plasma membrane
Molecular function (GO): D-type glycerophospholipase activity
Source: RefSeq, a predicted model, not a curated record
GCUGUAUAGCGUGCCACAGCUCGAUUUUGACACGUCGAAAUCUUGAAUAACUUGCACAAAGAAGCUGGUGCAGCGCUUCUCAAUUCGACGACUUGAUGUGUAAGGCGUGAGGAAUCCAACUAUCGCGAAGCUCGACCACCUGAAUUAUUAUCCAGAUUUGGCAGUAAGCAGCAGCUCACAUCUGGCCUGGAAGCGCUAGUGAAACCUCGAAAAGGAUGAGCUCUAAACAAGUCUACUCUCAGAACAUUGGUUACAUGUGGAUGUCCGUUUGGAAGGAUGAGGUUAGUGUUGUGGAGUUGGUAGCAUUGUGGGUUGGAAGGAUGAGGUUGGUAUUCUGGAGUUGGUAGCAUUGUGUGUUUGGAAGGAUGCAGUUAGUGUUCUGGAGUUGGUAGCAUUAUGGGUUUGGUGUCUGAUCGAGUGUGCCUGUGUGGACUGAUUUUAAAACUUGCACAUCGAGGUUUCCACCUUUGAAAAUGUAGUUUGGGAUGGCUUGGUUCUUGACGUGAGUAGGUCUCCAUUAUGUUGUUUUGAAUCGUUCUAAUAAUUUCUGCAUAUAAAUUUUCUUGUUCGUGUGUGUUCGUUCCCUGAAUUUGGGCAGGAGUUUGAAUUCCCAGCAGGUUUCGUGAAUUGGUCAGGUUGACCUGGGUUCUCAACGGGUGGGUAGUUUACGUUGCUCAGCGGAUUCGGUGGAUAGAUCUUACUUAAAGAAGAGGAGCUUUGUGGCCGCUCAAUAGAACUGGUUAUAAAUGAUCGAGGACCAAUUGCGUGACUUCGGUAUGUCGUGUAGGCUAGGAAGCGGGAGAAAUUUCUGAACGACGGUGAUCUUUGAGCUCCAGUUUCUAAGUGAGAAAAUUUUGAGAAGGUGCUUCAAUUUAGUUCUGGAAGAGAUUUUCACACGCAGACAGAUAGCCGUAGAAUUUACAGAAUGGAGAUGGCCAAGGGAAUGGCCAGGUGGUUAACAAAACAAUCGGGAUCCAUGGACCGCACAACUCCUGCCCCGCCUCCCGGCAUCGUCUCAAACUCCUCGCAUUACUCUCCAAGCAAUUCUUUCCAGGAUGAGUCAUCGAGAGGAAGUUUUCAGCACUCUGGACCUUAUACUGAUCAACCAUACCCACCCAGUCCACAACCCUCGCCUUAUGUUGUGUCUCCUUCACAACCUCCUCCGUCUUUUUACAAAUCCUCUGCGCACGAAUCUUCUCAAGAAAAAUCCAUGUACCCACCACCACAUGGGGCUUACACGCCAAAUGCUCCGCCCCAAAUGGGCUCCUCUGCUCAUGGCUUCGGUCCUUCUUACGAGCAAGUUGCUGAUGCAUCUGUUCCGUAUCCUCCCCAACAAUAUGGAGUCGGACCGCACUCUGGCCGCAAUACAGAUUCAAAUGGAUUGGCCCGCUUAUCUAUGGAUGCAACUCAGGUCCACAGCGGUCCAACAACAAGCUACCUGCUGCACGGAUCCCUCGAGGUCACAAUCUUCGAGGCCGUGAACUUGCCAAACAUGGACAUGUUCUCUGAGAAAGUCCGCCGGUUUGCUCACAACAACUUGCCCAGUUCCCUUGAAAAACUCAAGAAAACAGCGCAUCUGCAUGGUCCGAGUACUGUCAUCACCAGCGACCCUUACACGGUAGUGGUGCUCGCUGGUGCAAGGGUAGCUCGCACUCGAGUGAUAAACAACGACUCGAACCCUAAGUGGAAUGAGCACUUUCUUGUCCCAGUUGCGCACCAAAUCUGCAAUAUUGUUUUUGUUGUUAAGGACCAGGAUGUGAUGGGUUCAGAGUACAUCGGAGAGGUCAGAAUUCCUGCCUGGUUGGUGAUCAACGGCGGCGUCGUCAAUGAUUGGUUCGAUCUACUCGACAAAGAAGGCAAGCCUUGCCAUGAGGGCACUAGACUCCGCAUCUUCACACGGUACAUUCCCGUUGAGGCAAACCCGAUCUACACUCAGGGGGCGGGAGGCACAUAUGGGGUGCCCAACACUUAUUUUCCUCUGAGAAAAGGAUGCCGAGUGACGCUCUACCAGGACGCCCACGUCUACGAUAACUCUCUGUCAAACAUUAUGCUUGAUAGUGGGAUGCAUUAUUCCCAUGGACAUUGUUGGGAAGACAUUUGUACCGCCAUCAACGAUGCUCGGCACUUGGUGUACAUAGCCGGAUGGUCAGUAUACCACAAGAUUACUCUGGUGCGUGAUGAAAACCGUCCGCUGUCGGAAUUGAGUAAUUUGACGUUAGGGGAGCUGUUGAAGAAGAAAGCAAGCCAGAAGGUGCGAGUGUUGAUGUUGGUUUGGGAUGACAAAUCUUCCCACGACCUUCCUUUUCUCAAAACGAGCGGUCUUAUGAAUACACACGACGAAGAAACCAAGAGGUUUUUCAAGGAUACAGGAGUGAGGUGUAUUUUAGCUCCUCGAUAUGGUGCAAGCAAAACGACUUGGUUCCGGCAACGGGUGGUUGGAUCACUAUACUCGCAUCACCAGAAGACCGUCAUUGUUGAUAGUGGACCAAAUGAACAAAGGAGAUUGACCUCUUUUAUUGGAGGUCUGGACCUGACAGGAGGGCGAUGGGAUACGCCUUGUCAUUACCCUUUUGCGUCAUUAGAGAAGGAGCAUAAGCACGACUUUCGCCAAAAGUCUUGGGCGCAUGGACACAUUGAAAGUGGUGGUCCCAGAGAACCUUGGCAUGACUGGCAUUGCAAAAUUGAAGGUCAUGCCGCCUAUGAUGUUCUUACCAAUUUUGAGCAGCGGUGGAGAAAAGCCACUACAAGACAUGAUGAAGAGUUAAUAGACUUUGACAAACAUGAUGGACUUUUUAGUCCCUUAAAUCGAACUCCUGAUGCUGGUGAUCCUGCCCUUUUUGUGAGCAGUGAUCAGGACCCGGAAACAUGGCAUGUGCAGUUAUUUAGGUCUAUCGACGCAGGGUCUGUGAAGGGAUUUCCAACCACCGUUGAGGAGGUUCAGAAAGAGAAUCUCGUGUGGGGAAAAAGUGUUGCCAUAGACAUAAGCAUUCAGAUGGCGUACAUCAAAGCAAUACGUUCAGCUCAGCAUUUCAUUUACAUUGAGAAUCAAUACUUUUUGGGAUCUUCAUACAAGUGGCCAGAUUAUCCUACUGCUGGUGCCAACCAUGUCAUUCCAAUGGAGCUGGCACUGAAGAUCUGCAGUAAGAUAAGAGAAGGCAAGAGGUUUGCAGUGUACGUGGUAAUUCCUAUGUGGCCCGAAGGUAUCCCCGACAGUGGUCCUGUUCAAGAAAUUCUUUUCUUUCAGUCACAAACUAUGAAGAUGAUGUAUGCCACGAUUGUAGAGACCAUAAGAGAAUGCGGACUUACACAAGCAAAGCCUACUGACUAUCUGAAUUUCUAUUGUCUCGGGACUAGAGAGACUCAAAAACCUGGGGAAAUUGUCCCUCUCGAACUACCAGAUAAUAACUCUCCGCAUGGACUUGCCCAAAUUAGCAGACGUAUGAUGAUAUACGUGCAUGCCAAAGGAAUGAUUGUGGACGAUGAGUUGGUGAUAUUAGGAUCUGCCAACAUAAAUCAGAGAUCUAUGGACGGAUCGAGAGACACGGAGAUUGCCAUGGGUGGAUAUCAACCAUACCACACAUGGGUUCAGAAACAUGGGCAUCCACGGGGCCAGGUUUAUGGCUACCGGAUGGCCCUGUGGGCAGAGCAUCUAGGAUUUUUGGAGCCUACAUUUGAGGAACCUGAGAGACUGGACUGCGUGCAAAGGAUUAACUACAUUGCAGACAUGAACUGGGAGCAAUAUGCGGCCCCCCAAGUAACGGACAUGAGGGGUCACCUAAUCCGUUACCCACUUAGAGUAGAAGACAAUGGGACCGUGACGAAUUUGCUGGGGUACGAGACCUUUCCUGAUGUGGGUGGCAAGAUCAUGGGUACCAAUCAGCCUAAUAUUCCAGACGACCUCACCUCGUAGUAAAAUUGUAUGCAUAUUACCUGUUAUCCAUGGAACUUGUUUCAGUUGUCAUUUUGAGAAUUAGAUAUUAGAAUGCCCGGAGAUGAUGUCCUCAUACCAGUAGAUGCAGAGGCAGGAUUUGGAAUCCCCAGUGUAGUGUAUGCAAUCAGGAAGGUUUUAGAAGAGUUUCUGUUUUCUGAUACUUGACUACAUGUGUAUAGUAGAUAUUAGGAUGUUGUCUGUACAGCCAUUUCGACCGAGAUUUUUACAUACCAUAGGUAGAUUUCAUUCUCAUGCAUGUGAUAAACGUCACAUGAGGGUUAAUGCCAAACCCCUUCGCAGAGGCCCGUGGGUUUGUGUAUACGAACAAUUUUGAUCCUUAUUGUGGGGGUGGAUAUUUAAUAUUAUCACAAAGAAGUGUUAUUCUUCAAGUUGAGCGA